Molecule: messenger RNA, 6891 nt
Organism: Didymosphaeria variabile
Lineage: Eukaryota; Fungi; Ascomycota; Dothideomycetes; Pleosporales; Didymosphaeriaceae
Exons: 1
Coding region: 1-6891 (2296 amino acids)
Source: RefSeq, a predicted model, not a curated record
AUGAUGCCGUCGCUGACACGAUUUCGUCGCACCAGGUGGGAUAGCUCGGACCCAGAGCGCGCACCUCCGCCUCUGCCGUUGAAUCCUGGGUCGCCAGUUCUUACCACACGCGCGGGCACAUCGUCGGCAAUUGCGCAGGCAGCCAAAGCGUUGGAAGAGAAGGCGCGCGAGAGCAUGCCCAUGAGCUCAUACACGACUAACCCUAUGCCUCAGAGGUCUCCCGAGCGAUCACUUAUCAAGGGGGCUCAUCACAAACGCAUGCAAUCGUUUCAGAAUACGGGCGUCAAGGAUCUACGGAGCUACCUGGACUCACACAAGUCACCCGAACGAUCUCCAGAACGACCCGCAACAAGAUCUGGAACACCUCCUCGAGAGAUGAGUAAGGAUUACUUUGGUGGUGACCUUAGCCCGUCACGUUUAGGAACCCCCACACCUUCCAGCCGGGAUGCUUUGAAGGACACACCUUCUUUGCGACCGUCGGCGCGACCGCCACACAAGGCAAUUCUAGGAGAGAAUACACCACCUUCAGCGACGAUGAUGGCUCUACAAACCAUGAACGUGCCAUCACACAUAAUGGAUCCACCUCCGCCGCUCAACAUUGACAAAACUCCAUCGAAAACGCCGCUAUCAGCUCCGCAGAACAUGGACUCAAUAUCGAAUCAGCUUCUCAGUAUUGCAACGAUCGUUUCGAAUCUCCAGAAAGAUAUGACGCAACUGAGUCGGCGAAGCAAGGACAACGCGACAGAUCUGAUCAGUCUCAAGGAAGCCACCAAUUCACGAGACGAGGAUAUUCGCAAAUCCCUAAAGGAUCUUGUCGCGACAAUGAACCACUCGCGGGACUUUUCGAGUCCUGCGGCCGAGUUGUCUCAUUCGCAAAGCAGUAUGAGCCUCAAGGACCCUCAUAUGACACCCACCAAGCAAUUCACCCUUCCGAGGAUAGCUUCCCCGAGCAGUUUUUUCUUAGACGACCGAACCGGCAGCCCCAACCCAUACUCCGUUGAAGGUGCAGCAAGCGUCGCUAUGCUCGAAAAGAUCAUCCGUGAGAUGGUUACAAAGGACGGGCAGGAGCGACUGAUCACCAACCUGCAGAAGAUCGUCGACAAUGCGAACGGGGAGACAGCGAAGAAGGUCACGGAGCUGGUGGAGUUUGUCAAGCAGAGCUCGGGCAACAAUGCCCUCGUCCGCACUACUUCGGCACCUUUUCAACCCUCCCCUGGUAUUGGCCCAUUAACACGCACAGCAUCAGAGGGUCUCUCAUUGCACAAAGUCGCCGAGGAUGGGAAGCCAUAUGCCAGCCCCAAAGCAGCCGACUUCGUCAGUGAGGAGAUGCUCAAGUUUCUGCGUAAGAUCAAGGACAGCGUCGCGGAUUCGGGUUGCGUCACGAUGGGGACGAAGACGUUGAUACAGGAGUUGAGGGGCGAAGUGCUCGGCAUGGGCCGGGACCUUGCUCGCAAGAUCGAAGAGGCCGAGCAGGCGAAGGCAGAGCAACCCAUGAUCGAAUCAGGCCAAGCGAACGAGCAGCUCAACAUCAUUGUCCAGGAGGGGCUCGCAGAUCUCAAGGAGCACAUGGACAAGGUGAUGCGCGAGCGACGUCGUCAAUCUAUCUCCUCCACCGUGACCCGGACUACUGUAGACAACAACGAGGUCUACGACGUGGUCAAACAUGCUUUGGCGGAUUACGCGCCUCAAGCCGCAAGCUUGGACCAGGAGGCUAUCCUUACAGCCAUUCGCGAGGCAUUCGAAGCCUAUAAGCCGAACAUUGACGUUGAGACCAUUGGAUUGGAGCGUGACGAAGUUUUGGAAUGUCUGCGCGAAGGACUCCAGGACUAUCGCGGGCCUGGCGCAACGAAAGAGGAGAUCGAACAAAUCGUCCAAGAAUCUCUCCAACACACAAAGCUACCUCCACCGAUCAACGAAGCACACGAGAUUCGAGAAGAGGUGAUCAUGGCUGUCCGCGAAUGUUUGGAGGAACUGAAGCCAGCAUUCGCACACAAUUCCUCUCCUGCUGUCGGCCUGUCACGGGAGUCCCUUUACGAAGUCGUCAAGGAAGCUUUGUCGAGCCACAACCCAGGAGCUCAGGAGCUUGAGAUUCCUCAAGAGAGUCUGUACGGCGCCAUGAAGGCCGUUCUUGAGUCAUCCGGGGCCACGUCUUUGCAUACGGAUGACGCUGUCAUGCAACGACUGCAAUCUCUUGUGGACGACAUGCACUCCGAAUUCCAGGCAUAUUCUUCAGCUGGUGGACGCGACACCGAGCAGGUACUGGACGCACUCCGCGACGGACUGGAUCACUUGCGUACCCAGCUGGAGAUUUACAUCGACAACAGCACACAGACUCCGCAAAAGGACGAGACUGUUGAGCACAUCCGAUGCCAACUCGAGGGUCUGCGAGGAGACUUUCAGGGUUUUAUGGAGCAAGGUCCGCGUGCCGAAGAGCCGUCACCUCAAGCAGAAACGGCAUCAUUCAUCAAGUCUGAGCUUGAGCACCUACUUGAGCAGCUUACUGAACGUUGCAGUACCACCGAAGCGCAUAAGAACGAGAUCCUCAGCGUCCUGGAAGCUGGUUUUGAGGGUAUGAAGUCGCAAGUUGCUGUGCGAGGCCUUGAUCUAGAUACGGACGAUGAGAUCAAUGAAGCGAUGAAGCAAGAAUUUGAGCAGCUCAAGGGCGUUAUCCUUGGCGAAACCUCAAUCUACAAAGACGAAAUCCUGGAGAAGGUACAGGCCGGAUUCGCUGGUAUGCAAGCUCGAUUGGAAGAAGGCACCACACCAGCUAGCACCAGCGACGAUGUCCUCACAACAAUGAAAGCAGAGUUCGAUCAUUUGCGGGAAACCCUCGGGGCUAGUCUCGUGAAAUCAGGUGGCGCGUCAGACAAGGACGACAUCAUCGAUGCGAUACGCGAACUCGUCGACGGCAUCUGCUCAUCCCAGCAGGAUGCCUCCAAGGAAAAUAUUGCCGCUAUCCAAGGAGACAUUGAGAAUCUAAAAGAAUCGCUCGGCAGCGCAUUGGUGCGUGCUGAAGAUCCUGUGGAGAAAGAGGAGCUUCUGGAAGCGCUCAAGGCUGGUCUUGAAGAGAUCAAGGUGAACUCGAAAGCAACUGGCUUCAGCGAGGAACUUCUCGAGGCGUUCCGGAGCGAACUUGAACAAGUGCGGGAAUCGAAUGGGCUAACUCGUCAGCAUGCUCGCGCCGAUGCCGAAGAAGUGCUGGAAGCUGUUCGUCUUGGUCUCGAUGACCUCCGCUCACACUUAGAAAAGAAGCUCGAUAAUCCUGAUCGACAAUUGUCAGCUACGAACGAUGUCUUGGACGCUUUGAACGAAGGGCUCGAAGGACUCCGAACCGACAUCAUCAAGGCGGUUGACAAGCCAGUUGACAUGACGGUCUCAUACGAGAUACUCGAUACUCUAAAGAGUGGCCUCGCAGGCUUGCGUGAAGACAUCGACAAGCUGAAGGGUAACAACACGACGCGCGACAUUGAAGAGGAACCAAAGCCCACCGGCAAUGAGAUCGUGCUUGCCGAGGAUCCAGAGCAGGCUCCCGCCGAAUCAGCUAGUCGAGAGAUCGUCAGCGAAGCCCUACGCCGCGGUGACCUUGAGAGAAUGGAGGUUAUGUUAUCGCAGCUCCAAGUCAAGGUAGAAGCUAUGGAUGCGAACAUCCAAACGCCGCCACCACCAGCAGAGUCCACACCAGUGCCUGGAACGGCCAUGAAAGACGAUCUUGUCAGUGUCGAGGGAUUGUUGAAAGAGAUCCAAGCAGCCAUUCUGGUACUGCAAGAGCGGGAACAACCUGCUGCUGUGGUGGAAGGUAUGGCGAUGAAAGAUGACACUGACGCCAUUGAGACGCUUCUCGGCAACAUGAAAGCGAAGAUUGAAGAGCUUUCCUUACCUGAUCCAGCAUCUAUUGUUACGAAAGAGAGCAUUGAUGAGGUUGAACUAGUUGUUCGCACCACUUCAGAGGCCAUCGAAGCAUUGGCUAGGAAGUUCGAGGAAGAAGGUGCAUCCAAGGCAGACGUCACCGUGGUUCAGGUCAUUGCCGAUGACAUCAAGUUAGUGCUGGACGAGAUGAAAGCCGGCAAGUCGGAUGACGAAGCCGACCCCAAAGCAACGAAGGCUGACGUCGAUGCGGUCACUUUGCUUGUGGAUGAGGUGAAGCUCAAGCUCGAUGAUCUGAAGAUACCCAAUCCGGAAGACCUGCCCACGAAGUCUGACCUGGAGCAGCUGACCGGCCUCUUCCAGGAUUUCCGUGACAGCUAUGACAAGAUGAAAGACCAGUAUGAGCACGACAUCGAAAUCACAGCCAAGACUGCAGACGAUCGCAAGCAAGAAGCAACAAGUCUUUCAGAAAACCUCACCGAUGUCAAGGUACUUCUUGAUGACAUGAAGGAGGACAUCAAGAAGAGCCUUUCAGAGGGUGGCCCUCUUGACGGCCUCAAGGACUCAUUCAAAAGCCUGGAGGAUAACGUCACUGGCAAUUUCAACGUGGCUACCGAUGUCAAGGAAUUGAUGGAGACGGUGGCGCGUGAAUUCGAGCGUGCUCAUGGUUCAAUCGAAGCUUUGCAGAACGACCAAACUGAGAAGUCGACUCUGAAUCUCGAAAAGCAUGAUGAGGCCAAGGAAGCCAUCAUCGCUGGCCUGGUGGAAAAGAUCGACACUCGUUUUGACACCCUCAUGGCCAAGUACGAUGACGCUCAGCUUCUCGCCGAUGAGCAAGCCAAGGUGAUGAAAGAGAAGGCCGAGGAACAAGAAAAGAUCCUCGAAAGUACCAAGACCAUGGCUGAGGAGUUGCGACUCACCAUCGAUACUCUUGGUGCCUCUAUCACCGGCAUGAACGAUCGCUUCGAAGAAGCCACCACGAAGUGGUCCACCGACUCCACUGCGAUGACCGGAAAGCUUGAUGAGUACAUGGUGAAAUUCGAAGACCAGAAGAUGGAGGACAAAACGGAGCACUCUCACACCCGUGACGAACUUAAGAAUAUCGAGAACAUAUUCAAUGGUCUCCAAGAUAACGUGACUGAAUAUCAUCCAAAGUUCAUGGUUGCUCUUCACGAGAUCGAGGCUUUGGUGAAGGCCCAUUACGAGCACUCACAGAAAGCUAAGGAGGAGUCCGAAGAACAUGCCCGAACCGCGAACGAAGAGGCCCGAACGCGCUCCGAAGAACUUCAGAAGCAUUUCGCUAGCUUGCCAGCACUCCUUCCGCCACCCCCUCCAGCGAUCGAGUUGCCCGAGAAGUAUGACGAUGCUCCCGUGCAAGAAAAGCUUGACAAGCUGCUUGCGCUGCCGGAGCCUUCCAAGUAUGACGAUGCCCCAGUACAGGAGAAGCUCGACAAGCUUCUUGAGCACGUUGACGAAGCCGCAAAGUCUACUACCCAUCUAGAGCGCCUUGAUGACAUCCACGCUCAAGUCAAAGCCACUGCUGCCGAAGUAAGCGAAUUCGUCGCCAAGCAGGCCCAGCUCGUCAUCGAUGGCAACGAAUCGAAGGAGCGUGAAGCAGAGGAGCUGGCCCUUGUUGUCGAGCGCAGAUCUGCACAGAAGGAGCAACUAGAGGCCGACGUUGAGAGUCUAAAAGCGGAGAAGGAGCGCAUGGUGCAAGAGCUGAAGGAAGAGAAAGAACGUGCUAUGGCGGAAUUGAAGGAAGAAAAGGAGCGCACGAUCGUGGAGCUAAAGGAAGAAAAAGACUCACUCCUAGCCGUUGUUGCUGCCCUUCAAGCCGAACGCGAGAACCUUGCCCACCAAAAGGUUCGCCUGACCGGAGAGGUGUCUUCAUUGCACACUGCUCUUGACAUCCGACGCGAAGAGCUGCACAUGAUGGAUGCCAAGGCAGAUGCUCUCGAACGCCGCAUCUUGAAUGGUAUCAUGGACCACUCUCGCGCCCUCAUGAUUGCCAAGAACGGACAAAAGAGUCCUUCCAAAGUCAAGAAGCGCAUGAGCGCAGAUGUCAACGCUGAUCCAAGCAAACUAAUGCCUCCUCCAAGCACAGCUGCCAAUGGUCUUUCCUUCGCUCUGAAGCCGCGGCCCGCGAUUCGUCGCAAUGGCCCACCUCAUCCGGCAAGCCGUCGUAUUUACUCCCUGGGUCAGAUCAGUGGCAACACGCCAACAGGUGCCCAAGCCUAUCCGAUCAGCGUCCCCACGAUCAACAACGCUGGAGGCCUCAAACGAGCUCACUCGGUGAAGACUAGUUCUCUGCGCAAGGGUUCCUGGGGAGGUCGGCCCAGCGCUGUGGUGGCCAACAAGGAGAACGAGGUCUUGAGCGAAGAAGAUGAAGACGCCGGAGUCCAGCCGGACCAGGCUCAUUCAAUCAUUGAAGAAGACCAGGACGAGACACAAAGCCAAACCGGCACUGAGCGUCGUCACAGCUUCGGCACAGGGUCCUACGCAGAGAGCUACGCUGACGGCGAGACGCCGGGAUACGACGGCCGUUCGGACUUUGGAGGCACAGGUAGCGAGUAUACUUAUGCAUCUGGGUCCUACAUGAGUGGCAGCGAUGUUGAUCGCCGCACUUCCUAUGGUUCUCACGCUCCUUCUGCAACUCAUCAAGAUAACGAGACCAUCGACGAGCGUAGCGAAGACGGCUCCCGUUACGAGCAAUCCGAGCAAUCCGAUGCUGAGGGCGAUGAGCCUACUGCUACCAUUGCCGCUACGGAUGUCGCCGCGCCGUCCGAAGUCACCGCUUCCGAAGUCUCGACUGCGACUGCCGGUGACGAUGUGCAUAUGCCCACAGAAUCCGAAGUCGACCGCGCUGUGGAAGCCGUCAAGGAGGAGAUGACGAAGGAGGCCAUGUGGGCACCGCCCAGUGACUCUGGCGUCGGUACCGAUCUACCAACUGCGGCCCUUGGCAAUGAGAGUGAGGCCGAUGCGGACUACUUCCGGCGUGCCGCUGAAGAGGAAAGUGUGGUUGGGUGA